AUGGCGGGCGGAACUUCUUUCAGAGCGUUAUACGCUCUAGUCGUGUCUCUCGCUCUUCUGACAGCUCUAUGUGCAGCUGAUGCUGUCGGUGACCUUCAGACAAAAGGGCGUGCAGCAGUCGAUGCCCAGCUUGCCAAAUCAAAGACUUGUACCAAAGACAAGCUUCAGGUGCGGAAAGAGUGGGGUGACAUUACUACCGCCGAGAAGAAGGCAUACAUUGCUGCCGUACUGUGCCUUACCAAAGCACCAUCAAAGUUGAGUGCAACGACAUACCCUGGGGCCAAAUCUCGAUAUGACGACUUCGUGGCCAUCCACAUGAAGAAUACGCUUACUAUCCAUGGCACUGGUAACUUCCUCUCGUGGCAUCGUUACUACACUUGGGCGUACGAGCAAGCCUUAAGGAACGAAUGUAACUAUAACGGUACCCAGCCAUACUGGGAUUGGGGUAGAUGGGCUACGUCCCCAGAGACAUCACCUAUCUUCGACGGUAGCGAUACCAGUAUGAGCGGCCAAGGCAUAAAGGUUACUCAUCAGAGUAAUGGUAUCAAGCCUGCUGGCAAUGGCGGUGGAUGCAUUGAGAAAGGCCCGUUCAAAGAUAUGCAGGUCAAUCUUGGUCCAUUGGCGGCCAUGGGUGACACAACACCACCACGAAAUCCACGAACCGAUGGGUUUGGCUACAAUCCUCGUUGCAUCAAGCGCGAUAUCUCUGGUUAUCUCACUCAACGAGAUGCUACGACCGCUAAGAUUGCAUCUCUUAUCACAGGCUCUGCCAACAUCAACGCAUUCCAAACCAAGAUGCAAGCAGGAGACGGUGUUCACCCCGCAGGACACUUCACCAUCUCCGGAGAUCCUGGUUCGGACUUUUAUGUCAGUCCAGGUGAUCCAGCGUUCUACCUCCAUCACGGUCAAGUCGAUCGGGUGUGGUACAUCUGGCAAACUCAGGAUUUCGCCAAUAGGCAGCAGGUCAUCGCCGGCGGCACGAGCAUGAUGGGAGGCGGAAAGCAGCAGUCCUUGGAGGAUCUUGUCGAUCUGGAUGUCCUCAAUGUUGGAGGUAAAGGUUACAAGAUCAAGGAGCUGGUCAGCACUGUUGACGGUCCGUUCUGUUACGUAUAUGAGUAA
Molecule: messenger RNA, 1119 nt
Organism: Aaosphaeria arxii CBS 175.79
Lineage: Eukaryota; Fungi; Ascomycota; Dothideomycetes; Pleosporales
Product: Di-copper centre-containing protein
Exons: 6
Coding region: 1-1119 (372 amino acids)
Molecular function (GO): oxidoreductase activity
Source: RefSeq, a predicted model, not a curated record